This is a messenger RNA of Ostrinia furnacalis (Asian corn borer), 730 nucleotides long. Its product is annotated as putative neutral ceramidase C. NCBI's taxonomy places the organism in Eukaryota, Metazoa, Arthropoda, Insecta, Lepidoptera, Crambidae. The transcript has 2 exons. The record is from RefSeq and is a predicted model, not a curated record. Bases 203 to 367 code for a protein of 54 amino acids.
AGAAUGCGGCUUUAAAAGGCUACAUUCUCUCUCUCCUGGCAUCCGCAGUUCCGCAGAUCAUGUGACAGGUGUAAUUCAGCCCAACGGUGUCAAUAGCCCAACUGACUGAAAUCCGAGAAACGCUGGUUCCAAACCCGCUGUCGUGUCGCAGGCAAUAGAACUUAGUCUUUGGGGUUUGGUGAUCUUGGAUGAGCCCACUACUAUGGCCGGGCGUCAAAUGCGAGCCGCUGUAGAAGACGAAAUGGAGAGGAACGGCAUAGAGCCGAGAGUCGUCGUGUCGGCGUUGACCAACGAGUACAUACACUAUGUGACCACUAAUGAGGAGUACCAGGUGAGGAAACUGGUCUUGAGAGGACAAAUUACAUAGGCUACCUUCUCUCUCCCGUGUCAUCCGCAGUUCCGCACAUCAACUCAGCUUCCGUCAUCUGGCUGGAAGACCUGCUCCUAGAUAAGUUACGAAACUUGACAGGUGUAAUUUAGCCCAAUGGUGUCAAUAGCCAAACUGGCUGACUCGAGAUCCGAGGAACGCAGUUCGAACCCCGCUGUCGUGUCGCAGACAAUAGUACUUUGUCUAUGGGGUCUGGUGAUCCUGGGUGAGCCCACCACCAUGGCCGGGCGUCGUAUGCGCGCGGCCGUGAAAGACGAAAUGGAGAGGAACGGCAUAGAGCCGAGAGUCGUCGUGUCGGCGUUGACCAACGAGUACAUACACUAUGUGACCACUAAUGAGGAG